AUGAUGGGCAAAAUCACCUUCUACGAGGACAGGAACUUCCAGGGUCGUUCCUAUGAGACCAGCCAGGACUGCUCUGACAUGUCCUCCUUCCUGAGCAGGUGUCACUCCUGCAGGGUUGACAGCGGUUGCUUCAUGGUCUACGAUCGCAACAACUACAUGGGAAACCAGUACUUCAUGAGGAGGGGCGAGUACCCUGACUACCAGCGCAUGGGAAUGGGAAUGAACGACUGCAUCAGGUCCUGCCGCAUGAUCCCCAUGCACAAAGGAAACUUCAGGAUGAGGAUCUACGAGAGGGAGAACUUCGGAGGUCAGAUGCACGAGAUGACGGACGACUGUGACUCCAUCCAGGUCCGUUACCGUAUGUCCGACUGCCAGUCCUGCAACGUGAUGGACGGCCACUGGCUGAUGUACGAGCAGCCCCACUUCAGAGGCAGGCAGAUGUACAUGAGGCCUGGAGAGUACAAGAGCUUCAGUCAGAUGGGCAUGGGAAUGGGAGGCAUGAGCGGCAGCAUGAGGUUCAUGAGCAUGAGGCGAAUCAUGGAUAACAUGUCCAUGUAA
Molecule: messenger RNA, 558 nt
Organism: Salvelinus namaycush (lake trout)
Lineage: Eukaryota; Metazoa; Chordata; Actinopteri; Salmoniformes; Salmonidae
Product: gamma-crystallin M3-like
Exons: 3
Coding region: 1-558 (185 amino acids)
Biological process (GO): visual perception; lens development in camera-type eye
Molecular function (GO): structural constituent of eye lens
Source: RefSeq, a predicted model, not a curated record